AAGAGGAGAAUAAACAUGAAUAAGAUAGUUUUAGAUGGAAAGUAUUUGCACUUUAGGCCUAUUUCUCAUAUCCUAAACUUAGUUGUGAAUGAUGGCUUGAAAACCAACCAAUUGGCCAUUUCUAAGAUUCGAACAACUGUGAGGUUUGUGAGAUCAUCCUCUCAAAGACUUGUGAAGUUUAAAGAGUGUGUUGGGUUUGCGGGAAUAACUUCCAAUAAGAUUCUUCGUCUAGAUGUUGCCACUAGGUGGAACUCAACCUACCUAAUGCUAGAGUCAGCUGAACCUUUUCAAGUUGCUUUUGAUAAGCUUGACUUUGAAGACCCUAGUUAUAUUGAGUACUAUGGGCCUAAUUCUUCUCCCCCUAAUUUUGAAGAUUGGGAUAAAGCUUGUGCCUUUAUGAAAUUCUUCAAGAUAUUCUAUGAUGCCAUAAAGAUUUUUUCAACCUCUACACAUGUAACCAUACAUGCUGCAUUUCACCAACUUUACAAAAUACACAUCGAGUUGAAGUUGGCCAUUAUGGAUUCAGAUCCUGUUAUGAGUGCCAUGGGGAAGGACAUGAAACUGAAAUAUGAAAAAUAUUGGGAAAAUGUUGUGAAGAUGAAUGAUCUAAUUUAUUUUGUUGUAGUUCUUGAUCCAUGUUAUAAGAUGAAGUUUUUUGAGUUUAUUUUACCUCAAAUGUACAAUUCUAAAUUGGAAAAUGAGUCGUUAACCAAAAUGAAAGCUAAUAUGUUGAACAUGUUUAAUUGGUAUGCUUCAGCCCAUGACAAGAAAAAUGAGCUUGAGAAAUAUUUGGAUGAACCUAACUUUGAUGAUGAUGGUAACUUUGAUCUACUGUUGUGGUGUAAAGAAAAUUCCUUGAAAUAUCCGGUUUUAUAAAAAAUGACAAGGGAUGUGUUUGCUACUCCCGUUUCAACUGUUACAUCUGAAAGUGUCUUUAGUACCAAGGGUAGAAUAUUAGAUAGUUUUAGUAGCUGCCUAAAUCCGAAAAUGGUUGAGGCUUUAUUUUAUGCUCAAGAUUGGUUGAGGCCUUCUCUUAAUCAACUCAAGGACCAGAUCAUCCAACAAGAUCUGGAAGCAUCUGAAAAAAUUGUUAGAGAAUUAUGUGAAUCCUUAGCUUCUACAUCUUUUGGAGUAACACCUAUUCCUUCUGCAACUACACCAGCUUUUGAUCCAUUUGCUGCUGGUCCAUCUUCUCAGUCACGACCUUUUGGUCAUGAUUGAGAACUUUCUGGUAUUUAUAUUUUUUAUUUCCUUGUGUACUUGCUUCUCAUCCUA
Molecule: messenger RNA, 1275 nt
Organism: Trifolium pratense (red clover)
Lineage: Eukaryota; Viridiplantae; Streptophyta; Magnoliopsida; Fabales; Fabaceae
Product: zinc finger BED domain-containing protein RICESLEEPER 2-like
Exons: 3
Coding region: 16-876 (286 amino acids)
Molecular function (GO): DNA binding; protein dimerization activity
Source: RefSeq, a predicted model, not a curated record